AUGAAGCCUUUUCUGUUUUUGAAUCCUCCUGAUACCGAGUUCUCCUCACAAGUUGAUACUAAUCACUCAAUGGCUCAUGCUGCUUAUCCUUACGUCGAUCCAAUUUUUGCUGGUCCAUUAGUUGCUUAUGCCCCGCAGGCUACUAACCAACCCCAAAUGUUACCUCAGAUGAUGGGAUUAGCAUCCAAUCGAGUUGCGUUACCACCUGAUCUUGCACAAGAUGGCCCCAUUUAUGUCAAUGCAAAACAAUACCAUGGUAUACUGAGAAGACGACAGUCACGAGCAAAGCUUGAGGCUCAGAACAAACUCAUCAAAAGUCGUAAACCAUAUCUUCAUGAAUCUCGGCACAAGCAUGCUUUGAAAAGGAUUAGAGGAUCCGGUGGGCGAUUUCUCAGCACCAAACAGCUUUCACAGUCUGGCAAAGAAUUUGUCUCUGGUUCAAAUUCUGGCGCUGGCUCUACCCACAAAUAUCAAAAGGAAGAUCACACAGAGAUGGGAAGUCAUCAUUCCUCGAAAACUGGAAAUAACGAAUCUUCCAUCACAACCUGUUCCGACCGCACAUGUUUUUCCGGUAACCAUUUCAAUUUUAGGCAGCCGGAGCACAUGUUUCUCGGGAAUUCUCCAAACAUGGGUGGAGGAGCACCACAAUGCAGUGGAGGACUCACGUUUGGGGGAACAAAACAACGCGCUUCGGUUCGAUGA
Vicia faba (fava bean) is the source of this 702-nucleotide messenger RNA. The record is from the annotation of a GenBank genome assembly. Lineage: Eukaryota; Viridiplantae; Streptophyta; Magnoliopsida; Fabales; Fabaceae.